Chaetomium fimeti is the source of this 2107-nucleotide messenger RNA. Its product is annotated as major facilitator superfamily domain-containing protein. Lineage: Eukaryota; Fungi; Ascomycota; Sordariomycetes; Sordariales; Chaetomiaceae. The record is from RefSeq and is a predicted model, not a curated record. The transcript has 3 exons. The coding region runs from base 449 to 1927 and encodes 492 amino acids. Gene Ontology annotation, molecular function: transmembrane transporter activity. Gene Ontology annotation, biological process: transmembrane transport. Gene Ontology annotation, cellular component: membrane.
CUGGAGCCCGCGGUCUGGCCCUCCAUGCCCUGCCCUGACCCUCUCCAUGCCCUUCAAACAUACCAAGUACUUGCUUGCACCUAGCCCUUGUCUAGCCUUUCGACGAGUACCGGACAUGCCUUCCCGCCGCUUGACCGCUUGUGGCAUGCCCUACUUGCUCUGCUGCCCUGCGGGACCCCCCAGAUGAGGAAUUGUUGCGCCCUUCGCAUGUCGGUAGUCGAGAGGCAGCCGCCAGGAUUCGGACGUCUUGAUCGGGGAGCACCGCGCCGCGCGAGGAACGGGGUGGGGCGCCAACUGCUCUUAUAUAAAACGGGAUCACACCCUUGGCGAUAGCUUCACCCGAGAAGACUUUUCUUGAAUCGUGUCUGAGUGCCUACCUGCCCGAUUUUAGGAUUCAUUCCACGCCAGGCCCAGCACGCCCAGCACGCCCAGCCCAGCCGAGUUCAUCAUGGCCGUCGCUGCCUCUGAUGGCCCGACCAAGCACGAGCAACCCAUCAACUCGGAUACUACCCAGAAUGGUUGUGAGGACCCCGAAAAGGUAGUGCCCCUUGGGGAUGCCACAGACGAGGAGUCGGGGCCCGGUUCUUCGCAGCCGUCCAUAAAACUCCAGCGAUGGAACGACUCACCCCUCAAUAUUUUCCGUUAUGUUGCGACCAACUACACUUUCGUCCUGAUGGGCAUGACAGACGGUGCACUCGGCGCCUUACUCCCACAGAUCGAAGAGUACUACUCCAUCAGCUACACCGUCGUCUCGCUCGUCUUCCUCUCCCCCUUCGUCGGCUACCUCCUCGCGGCCCUCCUCAACAACCUGAUCCACCACUACUUCGGCCAGCUGGGCGUCGCCGUGCUGGGCCCCGUCACCCGCCUGAUCGGCAUCGUCCCGCUGGUCUUCCACCCCCCGUACCCGGCGCUGCCCGUCAUCCUGCUCUUCACCGGCUUCGGCAACGGCAUCCAGGACUCGGCGUGGAACGCCUGGGUCGGCAACAUGCACCGGGCCAACGAGCUGCUGGGGUUCCUGCACGGCGCGUACGGGCUGGGCGCCACCAUCGGCCCGCUCAUCGCCACGGCCAUGGUCACCCGCGCCGGCCUGCCGUGGUACGCCUUCUACUACGUCAUGAUCGGCGCCGACGGCCUGGCCUUCUUCCUGACCGUGCCGGCCUUCUGGCGCGCCACCGCCAAGGUCCACCGCGCCGCCAUGCUCGAGGCCAACAACGGCGCGGCGCGCACCACCACGCGCACCGUGCUCAAGUCGCCCGUCGUCUGGCUCGUCGCCCUGUUCCUGCUCGGCUACGUCGGCGCCGAGGUGUCGCUGGGCGGUUGGAUCACCACCUUCAUGCUGCGCGUGCGCCACGCCGCGCCCUUCAUGGCCGGCCUGACGUCCACCUUCUUCUGGCUGGGGCUGACGGUCGGCCGCGUCGUGCUGGGCUUCGCGACCGGCAAGAUCGGCGAGAAGCUGGCCAUCGCCGUUUAUUUGUUGCUGUCGGUCGCCCUGCAGCUGCUGUACUGGCUGGUGCCCAACUUUGCUGCCUCGGCCACCUUUGUCACCUUCCUCGGCUUCUUCCUCGGCCCCCUCUUCCCCGCCGCCGUCGUCGCCGCCACCAAGCUGCUGCCGCGCGACUACCACGUCUCGGCCAUCGGUUUUGCGGCGGCCUUUGGCGGUGGUGGUGCCGCGCUGUUCCCGUUUGCUGUCGGCGCCAUCGCGCAGAGCAAGGGCGUCGAGGUGCUGCAGCCGGUCGUGUUGGCCAUCUUGCUGUUUAUUCUGCUGAUGUGGCUGCUGCUGCCCGGCGGCUUGCGCAUGGGUGGGCUAGAGAAGGCGAGAGAUAAUAAGGAGAAGGUUGGUGAUGAUUUCAGGAAGGGUAUGGCGUGGGUGAGGGGGAAAUCGCGGGCGACGACGGGGGUGAUGGUCAUCUUGUUAAUGUCGAUCUAAAAUACCUAUUUGAAAAGUCUUGUCUUUUGGUUAUUUUUGUCUUUUGGAAGUGUGAACCGAUGACGGGCGAGAAUAAUCAUAUCGACACAGUAGGUACUUUAACCUUGAGAGGGUGAAACCAAGGCAACAACCUCAACACCACCGACGCUUUCAUUCCAUGGAAUCCAAUAAUGUAUUUUG